AUGUCCACACCUAUCAUGGCGACACCCCAGGCACCCCUCACCCCCGAGCAACGUCUUGCCGCCGAACAACAAGCCCAAUAUGCACGCAUAACGCGCAACCUCGCCAUUGGCGGCCUAGUCCUGUGUCCUAUAAUCGCGAUCAUGCCGCCUCGUAAAUUAGACCUCUACACGUUUUCCUUGGGAGUCGGCUUCUACCUGUCCGCCGAUCACUUGUGCACACUACGGACAGGUCGGGGGUUGAUCUCGAAUCUAAACCCGAUAAAGGCGGUAGAUUCCAUGCCAACGGAAAGGGCGAAAGAGAUGCAGAGGAUAUUGAGGGAGGAACGGGAGAAGAGUAGAAAGGCGGGUGAGAGGACGGAAGUAGAGGAAGAAGGCAAGGGCGUAACUGGCAUUUUGCAAAAGCUGUGGAUGGGGAAUGAGACGGAGGGUUGGAAGGAGCGGAGGCUGAUGGAGGAGAAGAAGGCGUUGGAGGAGGGCAAAAGCUACACAGACAUGAUCUUGGAGCAGAUAUGGGAAGUGUGGAAUUGGGAUAAGAAAAAGGGUGGAGACGGCGAGGGGGAGGGGCCGAAGAAAGAGUAG
Molecule: messenger RNA, 579 nt
Organism: Plenodomus lingam JN3
Lineage: Eukaryota; Fungi; Ascomycota; Dothideomycetes; Pleosporales; Leptosphaeriaceae
Source: RefSeq, a predicted model, not a curated record